CGAGAGAUGAUCGGUUAGCUUCUUUCGUUAGCUGCACCGAACCCGAGAGAUUACUACUGAAAUUCCAUCAGUGUACCGUCAUCUUUUUUUUUUUUUAUUUGGCCCAAAAGUACAGAAAUCGAGGCUCGACGACGCGAUACAGCAGUGCAUACACAUAAGUUUGCCGAACCGAAAAAAAAAGAUUCGUUCCAGAAGCGCAUGAAAUUGAAGUACUCGUUACUGCAUCGUCUAGAAUUGUUUACAGACGAGGACAACAAAAGAGACGCCGUUCUCGAGUACCCUUCAGUCUUUGGUCAAACCGGUCGUUAAAAUCGGUAAACGCAGGAUGUCGAUAAUUCCAGUGCAAAACGGAACCCACUGCAACAAUCAGAAGAAAAAGUACUUUAGCACCAAGCCCGAGGUCGAGGAGCACGAGGAGCACCAGUAUCUACACUUGAUCAAAUUGAUACUGGAGAAGGGUGCCGUCAGAGACGAUCGUACCGGAGUCGGCACCCACUCCAUCUUCGGUACGCAGAUGCGUUUCAGCCUCAGAAACGGAACGUUUCCCCUACUGACGACGAAGCGCGUCUUUUGGCGCGGAGUGGCCGAGGAGCUGUUCUGGUUCAUCAGAGGCUCGACCAACGCCAAAGAACUGUCCGCCAAAGGUAUUAAAAUCUGGGACGCCAACGCAUCCCGGGAAUUCCUGGACAUCUGCGGCUUCACGGGCAGAGAGGAAGGAGAUCUUGGCCCCGUGUACGGCUUCCAGUGGCGAUACUUUGGCGCCAAAUACGUGGACAUGCACGCGGAUUACACCGGCCAGGGAUUCGACCAGUUGGCCGACGUGAUCCACAAGAUAAGGACGAACCCCAACGACAGGAGAAUAAUCAUCAGCUCGUGGAACCCGGUUGAUAUUCCCCUGAUGGCUCUGCCUCCCUGCCACUCGCUCGCCCAGUUCUACGUGGACGGUGGCGAGGUCUCGUGUCACCUGUACCAGAGAGCCGGUGACAUGGGCCUCGGCGUACCGUUUAACAUCGCCUCUUACUCCCUGCUGACUUGUCUCAUAGCUCACGUCACGAAUCUCAAGCCUGGUGACUUUGUCCACACGAUGGGCGAUACUCACGUGUACCGCAACCACGUGGAGGCCAUAAAGGAGCAGAUGAAGCGCGAGCCGAGGCCCUUCCCGAAGCUCAGGAUAAAGCGACAGGUGACGAGUAUUGACGAUUUUCACUUCACCGAUCUCGAACUCGAAGGCUACGAUCCGCAUCCCAAGCUCGACAUGCCCAUGGCUCUCUGAACAUGUAAAUAUUGCCAUUAUCCGCGGUAUGGAUGACGUACGGGCUGUAGAACGUGGUUUUCUUUUUUUUUCAUCUUCGACGCUCGUGUCGAUUAUUCAAAUAUUGAUAACGACUGUCGAGCUCGUGGCGUACGUAUACCGAUGUACGUGUACAUAUAUACAUACGAAGCAUUAGUUUUUUAAGGUGACCUGUAGAUUUUAGGAGACAACUGACGGAGGCACACACGUGAGAUACGGAGAGUGUUGAAGUUGAGAGUGAGGAGAAAGAUUUUAUUUUUUUAUGUUCUUAUAAACAAUAUUUCGUAGUAUUAUGACAAUAAUGUACAACCUAUUCUUAAACUUGUAAUACAUACUCAUACAUCAAUAAAAAUGUUUAUAUAAAAUUA
Copidosoma floridanum is the source of this 1659-nucleotide messenger RNA. RefSeq names its product thymidylate synthase-like. Gene Ontology annotation, cellular component: cytosol; mitochondrion. Gene Ontology annotation, molecular function: thymidylate synthase activity. Gene Ontology annotation, biological process: dTMP biosynthetic process. The record is from RefSeq and is a predicted model, not a curated record. Lineage: Eukaryota; Metazoa; Arthropoda; Insecta; Hymenoptera; Encyrtidae.